AUGGAUAUUCAAAAAUUGACUAAUGGUACGAUAAAUUUCGAUCAAUCGCAAAUAGAUGAAAAAAUUAAUUCUAUACUUUCUAGAGUUAAUAAAUUGGAAACAGAUGUUAAAAUUGCUUGGUUGAUAAAAGCAAUAGGUUUUAUAGAUUUAACUUCUUUAGGUGGUGAUGAUACACCUACAAGAAUUGAAACUUUAUGUACUAAGGCAGUAAACCCUCUUAAACUAUCAGAUAACUCACACUUGCAUGUUGCAUCUGUAUAUGUAUAUCCUAUGAGAUUUAUAAAUGCAAGAUCUACAUUAGAGAAACUUGAUAAAGAACAUAAAAUAUCUAGAGCUACUGUGGGUGGAGGAUUUCCAUCUGGACAAUUUCCACUAGAAACACGUCUUCGUGAAGUAGAAAUAGCUGUUGAAUUAGGAGCUGAUGAAAUUGAUAUUGUUAUCAAUAGACCAUUGGCUUUGAUGCAUCAAUGGAAAGAACUAUAUGAAGAAUUAAAAUCAUUUCGCAUUGCCUGUAACAACAAAUGUUUGAAAGUCAUACUUGCUACAGGAGAAUUAGGUAAUUUAGAAAAUGUAUACAAAGCAUCAAUGGUAGCAAUGUUGGCUGGAGCAGAUUUUAUUAAAACAUCUACUGGAAAAGAAGCAAUAAAUGCUACUUUGUCUGUUGGAAUUAUUAUGUGUCAUGCAAUUAAGGACUAUUAUAAGUCUACACAAAGAAAGGUUGGUUUAAAACCUGCUGGCGGUAUUAAGGUUCCACAAGAAGCUUUGGAAUGGAUGAUGUUAGUUCAAAUGGAAUUAGGGAAGGAAUGGUUAUCCAAAGAUUUAUUUAGAAUUGGUGCAUCUAAUUUAUUGGAUAAUAUAGUCGAAUUAAUACAGUCAAAUUAA
Messenger RNA from Eufriesea mexicana, 882 nucleotides. RefSeq names its product deoxyribose-phosphate aldolase (gene Dera). Gene Ontology annotation, biological process: carbohydrate catabolic process; deoxyribonucleotide catabolic process. Lineage: Eukaryota; Metazoa; Arthropoda; Insecta; Hymenoptera; Apidae. The transcript has 5 exons. The coding region runs from base 1 to 882 and encodes 293 amino acids. The record is from RefSeq and is a predicted model, not a curated record. Gene Ontology annotation, cellular component: cytoplasm. Gene Ontology annotation, molecular function: deoxyribose-phosphate aldolase activity.